CUUCCUUUUGUUUCUCCACUCGUGUCUCCGGGCAGUUUCACAACUCAGUAUACACAGGCUCCCUCGAUUCCUUCAGGGGAUUGUGGGUGCUGGCUGGCGUGCUCUGCUUGAUGUCCCCUUCUGGAUCCUCUUAUUAACCUAUUACCUCACUCCGUUUCCUGUUUUCUCUUUAUUUGUCCCCUGAGUUUGGUUGUUGUGUACCCAGUGGCCUCCCUUUAAUACGGGAAGCUUAUAGUUUUUUGUGUUGGACCUAAGCCCUUUGAUCUUUUAGCCCAUCAAAUAGGUCUGAAUAGAUAACGUGUUUAUAACUUCUUGAAUAGAAACCUCCCUCCCUCACCCCAAAACACAGUGCAAAAAACAUAGUUUGUUGGAUUGUGAAUUGUGAGGAUCUGAUCUAGAUCUCCACCCAUGGAUAUGCAGCUGAAUGGCACUUUCCUCUAAUGUCUGAAAGAGAUCUAAAAGCAGCAGUAGGUGUGCAUCAGCUUGCUAGUGUUGAUUUAAAAUGUCACUGAGACAAGGUGGUUCAGUUUCUGUAUAUACACUGUAUAUUCUGUAUAUACACUGCACUGGUUUCUGCUGUAUUUAUGUUAGUGGCAGAAUGUGAUCUGCUGAGAGGUUGGAUGGCACUGUUGGCAUCACUGGAGAAGUGCCACAUUCAAGAGUGGAAAAGGGACAGUUUAUAGGAAUAAACAAAGUGGAGAUGGUUUCCUGCGGUCAGAUGGCAAAACAUCUGACUAGGUACUGAGCUUGUUUCUUGGGAAACCAAUGCUGCAUUAGCGGCUUAGGCCAUGGAGGCAUGAUUGAGUUAAUGAGUGGCAAGUCAAGGUGUCCCAAUUAAAAUAAAAAAAAUAAAUAAAAAUUCUGUGAACACAUGAGGCAAGUGCUAAAAGUGGGUCCUGCCCCCAAAGUGGGAGAAGUAGCCCUGGAUGAAUUGGGGCUAAAUUUAUCGCACUGCAAUGGAGAUGCACGAGAAACAUUUCUCGUGCUUUCAGCUGCCCAGCCUUUUGUUUUGUUUGUAUGCAGCUGCCAUGGUGAAGUUUGCUUCAGGUUUCUACCGCGAGCUUUGCCUCUCCUUUUGUUUGUCCAUAAUUUUACUUGUCCAUGGUUGUUUUCCUGUUCUUGUGACCCCUUGUGAUCACCCCGACAAGCAACACUGGCAAACUUUUUCCAGGAAUUUGUCUUCCCAUUAGCCAAAACAGUAUAUGGUUAAUUUAAUUUGCAGUACUGGUACAUGUUAAAACAUCAGGUCUUUAUUUGUUACCUGUUAAUAGGAUAUUUGUUAUGGUCAGUAAGCAGAGUAAUUUUUGUUAUAAAGUAAAAUUAUGCCUUAAAAAAAUAGUUCAGCUAUUUGGUCCCCUCUUUCCUUCUCACCAUAUAGUUAACAGCAGUAGCAGCAUGUAGUCUGAUGAAAAUCUGCAGUGUUGUAUUGUCCCAGGAUUACUUGCUAAGGAUAAAGAGAAUUAUUUUAAGAAUUUGGCUAUACAAAGUACUCCCGACUAUGUAUUCCUGUAAAUAGUAGCAUAAGACAGUUUUGCGUUGUUUACUAUAAUAAAAUAACUCAAGUGCAGACAGAAUCCAUAAUAAGUUACUAGAAGCUUUCAUCGGAGAAAACAAAGUGAUACUCAGAUAUACUAGCUUCCUGUUUUUCUAAUAUAAGAAAAUAUCUGAUAUGCUGUGGCUUGAUAAACAAUCUAAUUGAGAGGAAAGUUUGCUAAUUGCAUUCAGUGAAGUGAAAAUGGUUGUUGAAUAAAAUCAUUUAUUGAUUAUUUUGCAGACAACAAAACUGUUAUAAAUCUUUGGCAGCUGUGUAUGGGAAGGGGAAAAUUUGCAAAUUCUGUUUUUUAUUUGUGGGAAAAACAAAUCGUAGUGCUUAUGAAUUACUAAUGUCAAUCCAUGUCCCUGAACUGCCCUUAUAUCAAGGUCUGCUCCAUCCACAGAUUUACCUUGUUUUAACUAAAAGUGUAACUUUUACCCCAGUUUAAUUUUAAAAGUGAAACUUCAUGAGUGUGUUUAAACACUUAUAUCCUGUUUAUAUCAUUUUAAAUUGAACAAGUGAAUGCAUAUUUACUGAACUAAACUGAAAACAGUUUAAACUGAUAGAUAUAUGUUCAAACAGAGGCAAGUUUAUGUGGUUACACUUAUUAUGUGCAUUAAACAAAAAAGGUUUUUGGUUUGUUUUUUUUUUGUUUUUAAUUCAGUCAUUUGAGACUGCCAACCUGUUCCUCCAUCUUUUGCGAGGCUUUUUAAUUUUUAAUGUCUUUGGACUCUGAAUUGAAGAUGGAGUACGAAUCCCAGUAUGUCUAGCUGCACCCGUCCCAGUAUGUCUAGCUGCAUUCCUUAUGUAGAGGUUUAGGACUAAUGGAUCUGCUUUUAUGGGACUUAAAGUGGUGGGAUGCCUCUUGAAGUGGCUGCACAGCUGUACAUUUCACUAUGCCUGCCUUUAGCUUGUUUAGGUUCCUAUCACAAUAUCCUGUGCAUCUCCCCAGCUGCACAAGUCUCAGCUUUGUCUUGCUGCCUCCCAGAAAACAGAAACAUUUUAACAGGUUACUAAUCAUAAAGAAUUUCACAAAUCAUUCUGGUUUUUUUGAGAAGAGAUUACCCUGAGAAUCAUGAACAUCAGUGACUUUGUAAUACUCCCAGGUUCAAAAACUGGAACCUCUGUCAAAUUAAAAGCAAAACAUCUCCGAGAACUGCAGUUGGAGAAAGUACAGUUAGAACUACAAAACAAGGAGAUGGAAAAGAAAUUACAGUUACUACAAGCAAACAUGAGCAGAGAAAAAGAAGAAAGGGAACGAUCAAGUGGAUAUCGUUGGAAAUCUGGGCAAGUCGGACCAAUGGGCAUUCAACCACAAAUAUUUUUACAAAAUAAAGAAAAUGGUGUUAAGGUUUCUUCAGGAAAAGUGAAGUUGAAAAUACUCAGAGAACAGAUUCAAGAGCCAGUGAAACUGCCACUUAAACAUAAAAUGUCAAAUGUUGUGGCUACUGAAAAUCCUAAAAUGAAGGGGAAGGUAUGUGGACAAUGUGAGACCAAAAAUGCAUUAUUGGUAUGCUUAGAGUGUGGGGAAGAUUAUUGUGGAAGCUGCUUUGCUAAAAUCCACCAGAAGGGGGCACUGAAGCUCCACAGAAUGAUUCCUUUACAGGCAAAACCCAAUGCAUCUGUUGGAAAAUUGGAAGUUGUUCAUCGCUUCAUGAAAGAAGUUAAUCCAGAUGAAUCAAAAAUGAAUCAUGAGCAGAAGAAAGAAAGUAGCACAAAUCAGCUCACGUCAGACACAUCUUCAUCUCUGCUAAUGUCAACAAUCAGUGCUGUGGAAUUUUCUACCUCAUCAACGUGGACAGGUUCUGAGAAUCAGGAUGGUAGGUUAUUACUGCAUGGCACCUUUGAUGAGGAUGAAUCUUCAAAGUCCUUUCAGGAAGCUUUAACUCAGUGGAGGCAUGGAAAUCAUGAACUCAAAAAGAAACAAAACUCUAUCAAAGCUGAAGCAGAAUCCAUGGGAAUUUGUGAGGUACAGACCCAUCUUACACUUUCAAGAGAACCUGUUCAGAUUGAAUUCAGAGAAGACAGCUUGAGCUAUAUGGAAAAACUGUGGCUUAAAAAACACAGAAGAACUCCCAUUGAAAAAGAACCUGGUAUUCAGGUAAAUGGAUUCAGACCUGGGCAGUCAGUGGUAAAUGAAUUUCACAAUGCUCUGGACAGAGAAGGAAGAAAUGAGGAGGAGGAGGAUUUAAUAGCUGAAGAUAUGAAACAAUAUUGGACAUCUCUUUUUAGAACAGAAGUAUCUGACGCUGUUCCUGAGUUCUCUGAAUCUUCUUUGAAAAUUGAGGUACUUGAUAAUUCUUAUGAGGAUGACUUAGAAGAAUCAUCCAACUUUAUGGUGACAGAACUUGGAUCAACUAAAUCGGGGAACAAACAAAGAGCUAUGGGAACUGAACACCAACAGAGUACAGUGUCACGCUUUUCACCAGCCCAAGCUCUUGAUAUAACUAGAAAGUCAUUUGAUCAUGUACCUUCCACAGCUGAUAAAAAAGAUCUUCUAAUACCUCCUUGGGACAGGAAUACUGCACCUUUGGAACAAAUUUCUAAAGUUUCAUCAGGACAGACAUCUACAGCAAGCCAUGCAGGAAUAUAUACUGAGUGCCAUCAUUCUGCUACAGGAGAAAAAGUUCUCAGUAUUCCUCACAAAGGAGAUAUAACUGCAAAGGCAGGCAUUAAAACAAACACUGAUAGAAGAUUUCUUUCCUCUUGUAUGCCACCUGAGAAGUCUUUUGGCCUCCCUAAAUUGGCCAUAAAGAAACCUUCCUCCAAGUUGAGAUCACUGAAUGACAGUGCUGAUUCAGCGGAAUUUAAAAGUUUCUCCAACAACCAGAGCAUGGCUUUAACUACGAAGUCCUCAGUGUUGUUACAGGAAGUAGCCCGAAGACAAAAACCUGUUUCUACCCAGUACCUCGGACUUGAGAAUUUUUUUAGCUUGGGUGCAAAUUCUAAGCAAGUAACAACUGAACCACUUCCAUCAUUGUGCUCUGAUUCCAGCCCUACAGAUAGCAUUUCAUUUUCAGAAAUGUGGCCAUAUGCCUGCAGUGGCUCAGGUAAGAAGCUGGGGACACUAGAGCACACCUCCAUGCUCAACUGGAGCAGGCAGCUUGAGCCAAAGCUAGCCCAUCCACCCUGCAAGGAAGGAGCUGAACAGUGGGUCAGAAUGCGUAGUUUAAGUGACCAUGCUGAAGAGUCUAUAGUACAGGACAUAUGGCAAAGUGAAUUGAGCAGACCAUCAAGUGGUUUGAGACAACGAAACACACAUGCUAGAACUUUUCUACAGAGAUCAGUGCACAGAUCACCUGCUGUGACUAGUUUCCCGAGACCUUUAUCAGCAAAUAUCCCACUCUGUGGAAUGAUUAAGAGUCGUCCUAUCCCGUGUUCACGUUCUCAGAUAAGACCAAAAAGUUCAACCAGUCAGCUGCUAUCUACAGUUGUUGCUGAAAUAUCCAAAUUUGAGUUUGAUGAUCGAACUGAACAAAAUGAUCCUCUUUUAGAAGAUAUUGCUGAUCAACAAGCCUUAGCUAGUUUGGAAAAAGAAUUGCAAAGUGAUAUAGAUCCGCAGGAAAAACUUUGCCGCUUAACCUCUGAAGACUUAUCAGCUUCCAGCAGACAUUCAAAGAAGAUAAGUGAAAAUAUUACAGAUUUCCAUAAUAACCUAGAACUGAAAGACCACAGUAGAGUUGAUACUUUAAGUGAUUGUGAUGAAAACUACCCUGAGGAGGAAGAAAUUCUGAGAGACAAGCAACUGGUUCUUGCCCUACAUUGACCAGCAAGUAAAUAACUUUGCUUGACAUAAAAUGAGUAGCAGGCAUAGUCAUCUAGGGCACUGUAAACUUUAACUGUUGAAGACUGCUUUGUAGGUUACUGAUAUGAAUAAAAGGUGUUUGAAAAUAAAA
Molecule: messenger RNA, 5430 nt
Organism: Alligator mississippiensis (American alligator)
Lineage: Eukaryota; Metazoa; Chordata; Crocodylia; Alligatoridae
Gene: ZBBX
Product: zinc finger B-box domain containing
Exons: 21
Coding region: 2610-5300 (896 amino acids)
Biological process (GO): cilium movement
Cellular component (GO): motile cilium
Molecular function (GO): zinc ion binding
Source: RefSeq, a predicted model, not a curated record